Cimex lectularius (bed bug) is the source of this 1666-nucleotide messenger RNA. It is a transcript of the gene fkh, whose product is annotated as silk gland factor 1. The record is from RefSeq and is a predicted model, not a curated record. Gene Ontology annotation, molecular function: DNA-binding transcription factor activity, RNA polymerase II-specific; protein domain specific binding; transcription factor binding. Gene Ontology annotation, biological process: anatomical structure morphogenesis; cell differentiation; regulation of transcription by RNA polymerase II. NCBI's taxonomy places the organism in Eukaryota, Metazoa, Arthropoda, Insecta, Hemiptera, Cimicidae. The transcript is spliced from 2 exons. The coding region runs from base 167 to 1333 and encodes 388 amino acids.
UAUUUCAUGACGGCAAAGUUUGGUUGUACUUCAGUUUGAUCAUGGAAAGCUAAAUAGUGUGUCCCCCUUGUUAGCCAAACAGCCAUCCGCGCGGAGCCGUGUUUGUUUUUUCAAUAAAAGUGUCUGCCCGUACCUGUUGCUAAACCGCCCUCCGACUGCAGUGAUUAUGACUAUGCUAUCUCAGAAACUUUACUCGGACACUGUGAGCAGUUCAAUGAGUAGCGUGAACACGAUGAGCCCGACGAUGACACAGAGUUACUCUUUAAACAGCAUGAGUUGCGUCUCUAUGAACUCAUGCUCGCCGCAGAGUGGAGGAUUCCCGACGAAUAUGCUGGGACCCCCUGGAGCCGGGAUGGGCUCGAUGCCGAUGAACGGGAACUGCAUGUCGUCCAGUGCCAUGAGCUACGGGAACAUGAAUCCGGUGAGCAGUUGUAUGAACUCCCUGAACAACUAUAAUUCUGGGAUUCAGGCUAUGGGCAUGGGCCGAGGGGAUCUGCUCGCGGCCGACGCGGCCGGCUCAUCCAACUCGGCGGUCGUCCUCCAGAGGGCCAGGAACGACAAGACGUACAGGAGGAGUUACACGCACGCGAAACCGGCCUACUCUUACAUAUCCCUCAUCACGAUGGCCAUACAGAAUUCCCCUUCGAAAAUGUUGACCCUGUCGGAGAUCUACCAGUUCAUAAUGGACUUGUUUCCGUUUUACCGGCAGAACCAGCAGAGGUGGCAGAAUUCGAUAAGGCACUCGUUGUCUUUCAACGACUGUUUCGUCAAAGUGCCGAGGACCCCCGACAAGCCGGGCAAAGGAUCAUUCUGGACGUUGCAUCCCGAUUCGGGGAACAUGUUCGAAAACGGAUGCUACCUGCGGAGGCAGAAAAGAUUCAAAGACGAGAAGAAAGAAGCCGCGAGGCAGUCUCAUAAAAGUGUAUCGCCCCAUCAUCACCACUCUCAUCACGGCCAUCACCACGAUGAUAAAAAGAGCCAGGACAAAUUGGACAAGACCGAUCUGAGCGCUUUGCAAGGGAGCAUGCCCGGCAAGGAUACGGAUAUAGCCACGCUCUUACACCAGAACGGACCCGAAUUGUGCCUCCAACAACCUCAAGACGAACUCCUCGGGAGGUGUCAUCCCCAUCUGGGACUGUCAGAACAUUACAACCAGCACCAUUUGAAACAGGAGUACACAGCGGCGUCUCACCCCUUUUCCAUAACGAGGCUUUUACCGACGGAAAGCAAGGCGGACAUCAAAAUGUACGACAUGUCGCAGUACGGAUACAACGACGCCUACUACCAGAGUACCAUCUACCACCCGACGACGCCGGGAACUACCGCUUUGUGACAGUACCCUCUCACAGGGCAAGGGCAAUUCUCGAGACGAUUUUCAUCCCGUUUUGCCAGCUGUGAAGAUUCACAUCGGGAUUUUAAAGGACGUAAUUGUGUAAUUUGAGUGUAAAUAUAUACAAAAGAAUUAAUUAUUAGCGUGUAGAUACGUGUUGCAUCCACGUCUGCCAAAAAGUAAAAAAAAUAAUAAAUGGAAAAAGAACUUAUUGUAUAUUUUAUCAGAUUUAGUUUUUAGAUAAGGGGGACCCAGUCAUUUAUGGUUUACACCCGUUUCUGUUUUAUAUUUUCUUUUUUCGAACUUUUUAGGUUUUUUGUUUGUUGUUUGUACAUU